Molecule: messenger RNA, 5436 nt
Organism: Coregonus clupeaformis (lake whitefish)
Lineage: Eukaryota; Metazoa; Chordata; Actinopteri; Salmoniformes; Salmonidae
Product: dystrobrevin beta
Exons: 20
Coding region: 399-2489 (696 amino acids)
Biological process (GO): synaptic signaling
Cellular component (GO): plasma membrane; synapse
Molecular function (GO): zinc ion binding
Source: RefSeq, a predicted model, not a curated record
GCACUGUCAAAACGAAACAAAAAAAGUCUGCAAACAAGCACACACAUCGUCAACGAUGUGUUUACAGUACCGCGUUGGUAAUAAGCCAUUAUUUGUUCAACCGAAUGGGAAAACGUCUGUGUGAGCAUUUGAAAGAAGAUCAGGAUCAAAGGAGCAGGAUCAGAAAUGCUAGCGAAGUAGUCCAACAUUCUCCCCGACAUGCAACCAGACCCGGGGAAAGGAUUGUGAUCCUGCUGCUUCUGCCAGCCAUAUCCCAAGCAGUUGCACCUGAUUCAUCCUAGCUAGUCAAAAUACAGAAUAAUAAUCAAGGAUUUUGUCAACAUUGAUGACCGUUUGGAAACUGGAGGGGGCAGCAGCAGCUAAUGCUUCACUUUGUUUAAUAUUCAGUCAGCGACAGAAUGAUAGAGGAGGGCAGUAAACGAGGCCAGGCCGUGGUGGAGAAGAGACAACUCUUCAUGGAGAUGAGGGCACAAAACUUUGACAUCAUCAGACUGUCAACCUAUAGGACGGCCUGCAAGCUAAGAUUCGUGCAGAAAAGGUGCAACCUGCACCUGGUGGAUGUGUGGAACAUGAUCGAGGCGUUCCGUGACAGCGGUCUGAACACGCUGGACCACAAUGCAGAGAUCAACGUGUCUAGACUGGAGACCAUCCUGUCCUCCAUCUACUACCAGCUCAACAAGCGUCUUCCCACCAUGCACCAGAUCAACGUAGAGCAGUCCAUUAGUCUGCUCCUCAACUUCAUGGUGGCCACAUACGACAGUGAAGGCCACGGGAAACUGACCAUUUUCUCGAUGAAGUCCAUGUUGGCGACUAUGUGUGGAGGGAAAAUAGUGGACAAACUACGUUAUAUCUUCUCGCAGAUCUCUGACUCUAAUGGUGUGAUGGUCUUUGCUAAGUUUGACCAGUUUCUUCGUGAAGUUCUGAAGCUGCCCACAGCUGUGUUCGAGGGCCCGUCGUUUGGAUACACAGAACACUCCGUACGGACAUGCUUCCCUCAGCAGAAGAAGAUCUUGCUGAACACGUUUUUGGACAUUUUGAUGGCAGAUCCGCCCCCCCAGUGUCUCGUAUGGUUACCUCUCAUGCACCGACUUGCUAAUGUUGAAAAUGUCUUCCAUCCCGUGGAAUGUUCUUAUUGCCGGAGUGAAAGUAUGAUGGGGUUCCGUUACCGGUGCCAACAGUGCCAUGGCUACCAACUCUGUCAGAGCUGCUUCUGGCGUGGCCAUGCCAAUGGUCCCCAUAGCAACCAGCAUCAGAUGAAGGAGCACUCCUCUUGGAAGUCUCCGGCUAAAAAACUGAGCCACGCCAUCAGUAAGUCUCUGGGCUGUGUCCCCAUUGGAGAGCUACCUCACCCUGUGUUCCCUGAGCAGUUAGAGAAACCACAGGACAGCAUGCCACACACUGUUCAGCCGAAGCCAGUAGCCAACAACGUGAACAACACAAUGCUCAUGUCCUCUGGCGUACCUACUCCUACUAAAAGUGUCUUAGAGAGUCCCAGCAGGCUAGACGAGGAGCAUCGUCUCAUUGCUCGCUAUGCUGCGCGCCUUGCAGCAGAGGCAGGCAACUCCACAGUGAGUAGCUCAACACAAUGUCCUCCAACCGAUCUGAGUUUAAACUUCGAUGCCAACAAACAACAGAGGCAGCUAAUAGCAGAACUAGAAAACAAAAACAGGUCCCUCAGAGAGAUCCUUCAGGAGAUCCAGCGGCUGCGUCUGGAGCAUGAGCAGGCCUCCCAGCCCACCCCAGAGAAGGCCCAGCAAAACCCCACACUGCUGGCUGAACUCAGGCUCCUUAGGCACAGGAAGGAUGAGCUGGAGAGGCGCAUGUCGGCCCUACAGGAGAGCAGACGGGAACUGAUGGUCCAGCUGGAGGGACUGAUGAGGUUACUCAAGGAUGAGGAGCAGAAGCAGGCAGCCCAGACAGGAGGCUCGACCCACUCCUCCCCCAGCCACGGGGCAGGCUGCUCCAUGCCCAUGCCCAUCCGCUCCACCUCAGCUGGGUCCACCCCCACCCACACACCCCAGGACUGCCUGGCCGGGGUGGGGGGCGACGUGCUGGAGGCCUUCGCUCAGGGUGUACCUAGAAAUCUUCGUAAUGAUCUGUUGGUCGCUGCAGAUUCAAUCACAAACACCAUGUCAUCACUCGUCAAAGAGCUCCACUCAGUAGAUGAUGCUGCAGAGGAAGAGGACAACCACAUGAGGAACGGAGGACUAAGGGACAGGGCAGAGGAAGAGGACAACCACAUGAGGAACGGAGGACUAAGGGACAGGGCAGAGGAAGAGGACAACCACAUGAGGAACGGAGGACUAAGGGACAGGGCAGAGGAAGAGGACAACCACAUGAGGAACGGAGGACUAAGGGACAGGGCAGAGGAAGAGGACAACCACAUGAGGAACGGAGGACUAAGGGACAGGGCAGAGGAAGAGGACAACCAUAUGAGGAACGGAGGACUAAGGGACAGAGGCACAGGGAGAGCUCUAAAGCAUCAUUGAGGGAACAACAACCUCCCCAAACACCACUCCAUUUAUCUAGACGGGAUGUCAGACUGGAGAAGAAGAAUGAGAAUCAGCCACACCGACCAAACCCUUCUAUCAGGCAUUACCACGUAGAGUAAUGCAUGAUGUUAUCAAACAGGAUUUCACUGUGAACUCUUAUUAAACAUGUUUGUUAAUCCACUAACUAGUCACUCAGUAGUGACAGGAUUUAUUGUCCACGUAAAGCAAAGAGAGGGAGAGCAACUCAGGACAUUAGUUUAAAUUAAUAUUAUUAUUAUUGUGAUCUUUCGUUCAAAAAUGUUGAGUUACAACAUAUUCACCUAUACACCUGUACGUAGGUGACGCCAGGAGGUAGAUACAUAAAAGUUGUGCACAGAUAAGAGUUGCUUUGAUGGCGUUGUUUAGUUAAAAGAAAUUAGGACUGGAACAUGUUAAUAGAUAGGAGCUCAGGGACUGUAGAGGUAGAUGGAAUGCAGUAGUGACUGGCUCAGUCUCAAAUGGCACCCUAUUCCCAACAUAGUGCACUACUUUUGACCAGAGCCCAUCAGCCCAAUGGGUCAAAAAUAGUGCACUAUACAGCCAAUAGGGUGCCAUUUGGGUACAUCCUCAAAAUGUGUGGUCAACUAAUAGGCCCUAAUGGGCUCCAGACCUGCUUGUGUAGGGGUCAGAGGCUGUGUAAUCAUUAGAGAGUCUGGAGGGAGCAGACAGCAACCCUGUGUCUCAAUAAUCUGGCCUUUCUCCUGCAUUUUAAAACAUUGGGUUGGUCUGAGCAUGUUCUAGACUGCCAUAUUUCCUAUACCAGUCCUUUCCUUUUUAAUUCAUCAAGUGAAUAAGUGCACUUCGGGAGAAAGCACAGAUUAUUAGGAGACAGGGCAAGAGGGGUUAACCAGACAGCAAGUCUGGUGUUGGUUUAGAAUAUGGAAUGGUUUAGAGGAGAGAACAGAGGGGAGUGGACUGGAGAAGGAUACUGAUUCAGUUGAAUCAGGAGGAUAUCAGAUCCAAUAAAACACUCUCGUCUUCUGAUAGAUGGACAUUUCUGUUGUUCAGGGUUUGCAUUUAUCUCUGAAAUUAAGCACUGAAAUGAAUAACUAGUUAAUAAAUGUUUGGUUUAGCAAUGUGACACGAUAAACGGGCAGACAGCGAAGAGUAGAGUUUGGUUUGGUUCACGUUAUUACAUGAUAACAUGUUAAUAACAUGUUUAUGAUAACUUGGAAACACUGGUUAAGCAAUGAACUGUACUGAAGUUGUACUUGAGAAACAUUUGGCAUUGAGGUAAUGUGUACAGAACAGUCGGCUAUCCUAUAAACUAAGUACAAGGCCUUAUCAACCUAUUACACUGUGUUGAGUAAUAGGAGAACAAUGAAGUUGCUCCUUCGUAUCCAUUGUCCUAAAUGUGAUGUUUUUAUUUUGUUACUUUUUUUACACGAUCUUAUCAUUCUGGGUGUUAUUUUAGUUUGCUAGUGAAAUUAAAUCGUUGAUAAUGAUUUAUCGAAACGUCGCAUUCAAGUGAGCAUUUGUCUUGAACAUCAGUUUGUUGCCUAAAUGAAGAAGAAGAAGAAGAAGAAGAAGAGUAUAUUAUAUGAAGCGGUGACCAAGAUAACGUACGACACCACACUGUAAAACCUAAAACUAGAAGUUGUAACGAAUACCCAUUUUGUCUUCUAUACUGAGGGUUUGACACUUUCUUUCUUCCGUACAACAACGUAUAUUCAAGAUCUAAAGGAAAUUGAAGUGCUGAGAUAAAACCUUUUGAAAAGUGAGUUAUUGUUUUCCCUCUUCACACCGCUCAUAGAUAGGAAUGCAAUGUUAUGAUUUGAGUUUGUGCCUACUGCCUAGAUGUUUUUUAUAAAGUGCUAUAUAAAGUAAAACCCAUUCAUGCAGAUAUAAGAAUAUCAAUCAGCCUUUUAAGUAGGAGAUUUAGUCUGUCUGUGACCUUAUUGAAAAAUAUGAUGUAUGUAUUGUUGUUCAGGAGGGAUAGUAGUAGACUUGUUCAGCCUUUACAUUUGUGCCAAAAUGUUUGCAGACGUUGUGUGUCAUCAUACAGAUAUAUCUACAUUCUAUAUGUUGAUGUCCAUACUUUAUCAUGAUAUAAUCGGGACCAUACAUUUACUUGGUCUUCCUUCAAAUGUAGAACCUCCAACAGUUCUAGAGCUACAAACUGUUCUAGAGCUAACAACAGUUCUAGAGCUACAAACUGUUCUAGAGCUAACAACAGUUCUAGAGCUACAAACUGUUCUAGAGCUAACAACAGUUCUAGAGCUACAAACUGUUCUAGAGCUAACAACAGUUCUAGAGCUACAAACUGUUCUAGAGCUAACAACAGUUCUAGAGCUACAAACUGUUCUAGAGCUAACAACAGUUCUAGAGCUACAAACUGUUCUAGAGCUAACAACAGUUCUAGAGCUACAAACUGUUCUAGAGCUAACAACAGUUCUAGAGCUACAAACUGUUCUAGAGCUAACAACAGUUCUAGAGCUACAAACUGUUUCUAGAGCUAACAACAGUUCUAGAGCUACAAACUGUUCUAGAGCUAACAACAGUUCUAGAGCUACAAACUGUUCUAGAGCUUCCAACAGUUCUAGAGCUACAAACUGUUCUAGAGCUAACAACAGUUCUAGAGCUACAAACUGUUCUAGAGCUAACAACAGUUCUAGAGCUACCAACCAUUCUAGAAUGAUCUCCUUCUAGCCAACAGAUGUGAUAGAAAUGUACAUACUGCACUUUGUGAUCAUUUUAUUGUUUGCAGAGAGAAAAUGUGUAAAAUGACAAACCACAAGCUUCCCGAAAUGUUAAAUAUUUCUCUGUGUUAUAUACUGUUAUGCUUCUGGUAUUCAUUUGUUUCUCCUGUUAAUUUUAAAAACAUGGUUUUAUGUCACAUGACCACUGUCUUUUGUAAAAUAAAAUGAAUCAAUUGUGAAAUAUAUUAAAAUAUUUAAAAGCUUGA